UAGAGAGCACUCUCUGCGCAGGUGCAAGCCGACAGUCACUUCCGGGCUGAAGCGUUGCGUUUCGCUUCGCUUAAGGAAAAAAAAUCCCGUAAGGGUUUCCCAGAGGGACGAUGGCUACCUAUAGCCUGGCGAACGAGCGACUGCGCGCCCUGGAAGACAUCGAAAGGGAAAUUGGUGCCAUCCUUCAGAAUGCAGGGACGGUGAUCCUGGAGCUGUCCAAGGAGAAAACCAACGAGCGGCUCCUCGACCGGCAGGCGGCAGCCUUCACCGCCUCGGUGCAGCACGUGGAGGCGGAGCUGUCGGCUCAGAUCCGCUACCUCACCCAGGUGGCCACAGGACAGCCCCACGAGGGCUCCAGCUACUCGUCCAGGAAGGACUGCCAGAUGGCUCUGAAGCGGGUAGACUAUGCACGCCUCAAGCUCAGUGACGUGGCCCGAACCUGCGAGCAGAUGCUGGAGAACUAGGCCGAGGAGCUGGAUUGAGCUUGGAGGGACAGCGGCACCUGCACCUCGGGCCGGGACCGAGAGACCUGAGGGAUGAGGUGCAGCACUGGAACCCCCCCUGCUCUGCUGGCCACAGGUCACCAGGACAGCUAAAACCCACGCCCGCCCACGGCUGUGUGGCCUGCUCCUGCGCUGCACUCCACAUGAGUACCGACAGGCUCUGGUGGGAGAUGGGGACUCGGACACCCUGCCCACUUCCUCCUGCAGGCCUGACCCAGAGGCAAAACAAGAACUAAGGGUUUGGAUAAUAAAAGCAAUAGCGACUUCUUACAAAGAGAGCAGACUCUCCCUGAGAUCUAGCUGAGGAUGCUAGAGAUGGGGAAGUGAAAGCAGCAGCCACA
Messenger RNA from Lepus europaeus (European hare), 844 nucleotides. It is a transcript of the gene MED11, whose product is annotated as mediator complex subunit 11. The transcript is spliced from 3 exons. The record is from RefSeq and is a predicted model, not a curated record. Gene Ontology annotation, biological process: regulation of transcription by RNA polymerase II. Gene Ontology annotation, molecular function: transcription coregulator activity. NCBI's taxonomy places the organism in Eukaryota, Metazoa, Chordata, Mammalia, Lagomorpha, Leporidae. Bases 111 to 464 code for a protein of 117 amino acids. Gene Ontology annotation, cellular component: mediator complex.